Molecule: messenger RNA, 1939 nt
Organism: Halteromyces radiatus
Lineage: Eukaryota; Fungi; Mucoromycota; Mucoromycetes; Mucorales; Cunninghamellaceae
Product: histone acetyltransferase GCN5
Exons: 9
Coding region: 476-1807 (443 amino acids)
Biological process (GO): positive regulation of transcription by RNA polymerase II; chromatin remodeling
Cellular component (GO): histone acetyltransferase complex
Molecular function (GO): histone H3 acetyltransferase activity; protein binding
Source: RefSeq, a predicted model, not a curated record
UGAUGACGAUGAUGAUGAUGUUGAUGAUGAUGAUGAUGAAGUUCCUAAUGACAACGACGAUGAUGAUGAGGAUGUAGAAGAAGAAGAUGACGAUGCCGAUGCUGAUGUAGAUGAAGACGAUGACGAUGAUGAUGACGAAGACAGAGAUGAUGAUGACGAUGAUGACGCUGCAGCUGACGAUGAAGAGGAAGAACCCGAAGAUGAAAACGUAGAGCAUGGUCGACAUCAACAAUCUGAUGCAUAUACAACCAAAGCACCACCAUCAGAUUCUAUACCAACUACCACCAAGGAAUCGUCUGAUAUAUCUACUAUUGAAUCUCAAAAUGUUGAAUCUAGAUCAAGUCGAAAAUCCAACCCGUCUACAGCUGGCAAUAGGGACGACAAUCAGCAAGAACAACAACAACAACAACAGAAUGGACACAAUAAUCAAGGUGACACCAAAAAAAUACAAGAUGAAGAUGAAGGAAACCGGAGUAUGGACAUAGACAAAGAAAGUGAAGGACAGUCAGCACAAAUCGGAAGGAAAACAAAAGCAAUAGGGACUGCAGAACCAACUAUGGGAAGCUCUUCAUCAUCCACUGCGACAGCAUCAGAAAUAACAAUCAAGAAUGGAUCUUUGGAAAAUGAACCCCCAAAUGCCGAAUUACUGAAUGAAGAAUCACUCAACGUCAAUGGCUUACCGCAUGAUAAGGAUGGACCUCUGAAUGAUGAUGGAUCAAUCAAAUCUUUGGAAGAAUUCACUUUAUUGGAACGAAAGGAGAAUCCUGCAAUGAUUGAAGAACGAAAUGGUGAUAUUGAAGUCAAAGUAGUGCUGAAUGAUGGUGCUCCAGAAAGUAUGAUCUACCUGACUGGCUUGAAGAAUAUCUUUCAAAAACAAUUACCCAUGAUGCCAAAGGAAUAUAUUGCUCGUCUUGUUUACGAUAGAAAUCAUCGUAGUAUUGCUUUGAUUCGACGUCCUAUGAAGGUGAUUGGUGGUAUUUGUUAUCGACCAUUCGAUGCCCAAGAAUUUGCUGAAAUUGUGUUUUGUGCUAUUGCUUCCACAGAACAAGUCAAGGGCUAUGGAUCUCAUCUUAUGAAUCAUUUGAAGGAUUAUGUGACUACUCAUACACCAAUGAAACAUUUCUUGACUUAUGCAGAUAACUAUGCUACUGGAUACUUCAAAAAACAGGGAUUCACUACUGACAUUACAUUGGAUCGCCGAAAUUGGGUUGGAUACAUCAAGGAUUAUGAAGGUGGUACUAUCAUGCAGUGCACGGUGGUUCCUAAGGUGAAAUAUUUACAAGCACAAAGUAUUCUGGCAAUACAACGACAGGCCGUAUAUGAAAAAACCAAACAAUUUUCUACUUCCCAUAUUGUAUUUCCUGGUUUAGAAAUGCCAGUGGGUGAAGAUGGAAAACGAAGUAUUGAUCCAUUAUCGGUACCUGGUGUUCGGGAGUCUGGUUGGACACCUGAAAUGGAUCAAUUAUCUAAUCGACCAAGACAUCCUCCUCAUUAUAAUCAAAUGCGACAUUUGGUUUCAGAACUUCAAUCACAUGCAAGUUCAUGGCCUUUUAGUGAACCAGUCAAUGCAGAUGAAGUAGUGGAUUAUUAUGAUGUUAUCACGGAACCUAUGGAUUUGACAACAUUAGAACAAAAUGUGGAAGGGGAUAUGUAUUCAACCAUGGAAGAAUUUGUAACAGAUGUACAAAAGAUUUUUGAUAACUGUAGAACAUACAAUGCAGAAGGAACCAACUAUGCUAGAUGUGCUACCAAACUAGAACGAUAUUUCAAGGAACGAUUACAAGUAUGGUCUGGCAACUCUAACUAGUCAUUUAUAUUCCCUCUCUCUCUUUCAUUUUAGUAUAUAAUAUUUCUUUUUUAUUAUUAUUAUUAAUUUUAUUACCCUCAUCUCUUUUUUUUUUUCAUUACAUGUAAAUAAAGUAUUCAUUUUAUGCCAAAG